Spea bombifrons (plains spadefoot toad) is the source of this 1272-nucleotide messenger RNA. RefSeq names its product troponin T2, cardiac type (gene TNNT2). Gene Ontology annotation, biological process: regulation of muscle contraction; sarcomere organization; cardiac muscle contraction. The transcript is spliced from 15 exons. The record is from RefSeq and is a predicted model, not a curated record. The coding region runs from base 174 to 1007 and encodes 277 amino acids. Gene Ontology annotation, cellular component: troponin complex. NCBI's taxonomy places the organism in Eukaryota, Metazoa, Chordata, Amphibia, Anura, Pelobatidae. Gene Ontology annotation, molecular function: troponin C binding; tropomyosin binding; troponin I binding.
CAUUCUCCAUCCCCCUGUCCAAAUCUUUCUCAUACAUGUAGUGCGUCUUACCCCCUACUAUCCUUAUCUCCUUGUCUAGAGAGGAGAUAUAACGUCUGGAUAUCCUCUUUCUAGAGUUCUUUUUUCACCUUCAGAGCUAGUUCACUGCGUAACCAUCAGAUCCAGCUCACAUAAUGUCAGACACAGAGGACAUCAUCGAGGAAUACGAAGAAGAAGAAGAGGAAGAAGUGCAAGAAACAGAAGCAGGAGAGGAGGAGACAGAAGAAAAUGUUGCUGAUAAUGAAGAAGCAGAUAAUGAAGCACACGAGGAAGAGGAAGAGGAAUCAAAACCUAAACCAAAGCUCUUCAUGCCCAAUUUGAUACCACUGAAAAUACCUGAUGGAGAAAAAGUGGAUUUUGAUGACAUACAUAGAAAGCGUAUGGAGAAGGAUCUUACAGAACUGCAAACUCUUAUCGAAGCUCAUUUUGAGAAUCGUAAAAAAGAAGAGGAGGAGCUACUGGAGUUGACUGAACGCAUGGAAAAGAGAAGGUCUGAACGAGCUGAACAGCUGAGAAUACGAAACGAAAGAGAAAAAGAGAGGCAGACCAGAGUGGCAGAGGAACGUGCGCGCAAAGAGGAGGAGGAAAACCGAAAGAGAGCAGAGGAAGAUAAAAAGAAAAAGAAAGCUUUAUCCAACAUGAUGCACUUUGGAGGAUAUCUGCAAAAAACAGAGAGAAGAGGAGGAAAGAAACAAACCGAACGAGAAAAGAAAAAAAUGAUACUGACAGAGAGGAGGCAAUCUCUGAAUAUUGACAAUCUAAGUGAAGACAAAGUGAGGGCAGAAGCUCAGCGAUUGUUUAACAGGAUCUAUCAACUAGAGGCUGAAAAAUUUGAUCUGCAGGAGAAGUUCAAGAAGCAGAAAUAUGAGAUCAAUGUCUUGCGGAAUCGUGUUACUGAUCACCAGAAGCUUAAGAGCUCCAAGGGUCCUCGAGCUGGGAAGGGUAUACUGGGAGGAAGAUGGAAAUGAAGAACACCUGGCAAAUCAGGAGAAAAGCACACCGUCUGGAAUCUACUUAUACACGCGCAUAAACAACACACAUGUAAAUGCCAUGUGGCUACAACUGACAUGCACACCCAUGCCCAUGAUUAUACACUCCUCUAUUCAUUGUGUACAUGUAUGCAUUAAAACAGGGUCAUGUGCCAUUGGCACACACUGAGCUAUCCCACUAGGCGAGGGGCGUCCAACCUGCGGCCCUCCAGCUGCUGCAGGACUGCAUCUCCCAUAAUGCUCU